CUACUAAAUAGCUCUCUCGUCCUGUCCUUCGCACAGGUCACGCAUGAGUGUUGUAGUCACAAGCGCUGCUUGUUCAAGUUGUCCAACGCCGCUCUCAACAUCAAGAACAAAUGUCGCGGCGCGCGGUCCCGUUUAUCCUGGCAGGUGUGACUGGUAGGACGCACUGCGAUGAUAGUAAAACGGGCGCACAUACUGAUGUUUGCGUACCUGCUAGGGAUCCUUUCCGGUCUCUACAUCUUCAAACCGUUGCUGGAAUCGCAACCCUCGCCACCAGAAGAGUCAGUCUCACGCGUUGUCAUGGACAUGCGAAUCAUUGACAAACAUCCGUCAUUCACAGGCCAGCUCAGCGGGGGAAAAGUCCAGUUACAGAUCGUAAUGCUUCACUGCCUAAGUCAGACAGUGCUACCACAGCUACUAGCUCUCGCGACUCAGCAGGCUGAGAGAUGACGAGUUUUGUUGACCAUUCCAAGCGUUUAGCAUGGAAAUAUUGCUUCAUCUUGGUGAUACGGUGAUGCUAUCUAUCUUUGCCUGCCUCGACUUCUUUUGCGCAGUCA
This is a messenger RNA of Rhodofomes roseus, 554 nucleotides long. RefSeq lists its product as uncharacterized. The transcript has a single exon. The coding region runs from base 169 to 447 and encodes 92 amino acids. The record is from RefSeq and is a predicted model, not a curated record. Lineage: Eukaryota; Fungi; Basidiomycota; Agaricomycetes; Polyporales; Fomitopsidaceae.